AUGGAGGAUGAAAGUGAAUAUAAAAAGUUGCCAACUGAAGAGAAAUGCGUUCACAAACUAUGGAAGGCCCGAGUAGCUGGGUAUGAAGAGGCCAUUAAACUAUUCAACCAGAUUGACGAUGAGAAAUCAUCUGAGUGGAACAAAUAUUUAGGACUCAUUAAGAAAUUUGUGACAGACAGUAAUGCGGUGGCACAGGAGAAAGGUCUGGAAGCGGCACUGGUAUUUGUCGAAAACUGCGGGCAUGCUGGCAAGACGACAGGUGAAGUUAUGUCCGGUAUCGUUGCAAAAUGUAUCGCGGCCCCCAGAACCAAGACUAAAGACCUCGCUCUACAGAUUACACUGAUGUACAUAGAAAUAGAAAAACAUGAAAUAGUUGAAGAGGAACUGCUUAAAGGGAUGGAGCAAAAGAAUCCUAAAGUGGUGGCGGCUUGCGUCAGCGCCCUCAAUACGUCCUUGAAACAAUUCGGCAACAAAGUGAUCGCCAUCAAACCUAUGGUGAAGAAGAUACCAGUGCUCUUGGCUGAUAGAGAUAAGGCUGUUAGGGACGAAAUGAAAGCCCUCGUCAUUGAAAUGCACAGGUGGAUAGGCGCCGCUAUCGAACCACACAUAGCAUCUCUCCAAGCAGUUGUGCAGCAAGAACUAAGAGAAUCAUUCGGCGGUAGUGGAGGAGCACAACCCACGCGCUACUUACGGUCCCAGCAGAACCGAGUCCGGGAUACACCAGCUGCUGAUUGUGCUGAUGGUGCUGGUGAGGAUGACGACGCUGAAACUGGCGGCGGCGAUUCAGGCGAUAUGGAUCCAUACGAUCUACUUGACCCAGUCGAAAUAUUAUCAAAACUGCCUAAAGAUUUUUAUGAAAAACUCGAAGCCAAGAAAUGGCAGGAGAGGAAAGAAGCCCUUGAUGCCUUGGAGGCUCUUUUGAAGACGGCACCCCGACUUGAACCGGGCGAUUAUGCUGAUUUAGUUAGAGCCUUGAAAAAGGUGAUAACAAAAGACACAAAUGUGAUGCUAGUCGCACUGAGUGUCCGUCUCACGGGUAUGAUCGCGACCGGGCUCCGCAACAAGUUCACGCCCUACGCCACCGCGUGUGUGCAGGCAAUACUUGAAAAGUUCAAGGAGAAGAAGACCAAUGUAGUUGUUGCAUUGAGAGAGGCGAUCGACGCGAUAUAUCCUUGUACGAAUCUAGAAGCAAUAAUGGAGGAUAUGCUUGCGGCUUUCGAUAAUAAGAACCCCUCAAUAAAGGCCGAGAGCGCGCUGUUCUUAGCUCGCGCCCUGUGCCACACGCAGCCCGCCGCGUUCAACAAGAAACUGAUCAAAGCCUAUGUAGCUGGCUUGUUGAAACUCAUUGAAAGCGCUGAACCCACAGUACGUGACGCGGCUGCAGAAGCAUUGGGCACAGCUACUAAACUAGUGGGUGAGAAGAAUAUUGCACCACACAUUGGUAAACUGGAUAAUUUGAAGGAACAAAAGAUUAAGGAGUUUGCUGAAAAGGCUGUAAUCCAUGUCAAAAUAGCAGCUCCUAAGAAAGAAACUAAAGGAAAACCAACAGCUGCACCAUCAGGCAAAGGUGAUGCCAGAUCAACAGCUGGCUCCGUUACAGCAAAACCUGUCAAACGACCUGCUUCGAAGUCAGGUCCGGCGAAGAAGGCGGGCGCGGCGCGAGGCGCGAGCGGGCCGCCGCGCGAGGCCGAGCUGUCGCCCGAGGAGGUCGACGCGCGCGCCGAGCUGCUGCUGGCGCCAGACGUGUUCAACGGUCUAGGCGAUAGCAACUGGAAAAAUCGUCUUUCAGCUGUACAAAGCUUCCACUCGACAGUGCAAGGCCUGACAGCUGCCGAUACUACCUCACAAGUAUUAUAUCGUACACUUAACAAGAAACCAGGUCUAAAGGAUACCAAUGUACAAGUUUUGAAGGCAAGGCUGGAGGCGUGUAAAUACAUUACAGAGAAUUUCCCAGUUUCUACCACCGCAGCAGACUUCGUUCUUCAAGACAUAGUGACUAAAUUAGGCGAGUCGUCAUGUUCAUCAUUAUGUGCCGAAUGUCUAACGUCCCUAGCUGAAGGAUGUGGAUUAGAACACGUGCUUAAUGAGAGUCUGUCAUUCGCGAUGGACACACAGAAGAAUCCUAAAGUACAGUCGGAGUUGUUCAGCUGGAUGGCUAACGCUAUCAAGGAGUUUGGUUUUAAUAUGAACGUGAAAUCUAUUAUCGCUCACUGCAAGAAAGCCUUGACAGCUACAAAUCCAAACGUUCGCACUUCGGCAGUGAACUUCUUGGGCAUACUGUCUCUUUACAUUGGUCCGUCACUGAUCAACCACUUUGACAGUGAGAAACCAGCCACUAAACAACUGAUAAGUCUCGAAUUAGACAAAUACGCGAACAGCUCUCCACCUACGCCGACGAGGCAAGCUGGAACUGUAAGCAAGUCGGCCAGUAAGGCGUCCGUCGGUGAGGAGAUAGAGGAGGCGUUCGAGGACGCGGCCGACGAGGAGCCGCCCGUCGUGGACGACAACCGCCCGCGCACUGACAUCGCGCCGCUCAUCACUGACUCACUCGUUGCCGAGAUGAAUGACAAGAACUGGAAGGUUCGUAAUGAAGCUUUAGAUAAAGUGAAGGCGAUUAUUACAAACUCAGCUCCGAUUAAGCAAUCUCUAGGAGAGCUGCCAGCCGCACUAGCGGCCAGACUGUUGGACUCAAACUCCAAGUUGGCUCAGAGUGCUCUACAGAUUUGCGAGUGCAUAGCUACGGCUAUGGGACCGAGAUGUAAAAAUCACGUUAGAACUUUCUUCCCACCAUUCUUUCAAGCGUUCGGCGACAGCAAGCAGUGGAUCCGCGCGGCGGCCGUGUCGUGCGUGGAGGCGUGGUGCCGCGAGGCGGGCCCGGCCGCGCCGCUGGAGGGCGAGCUGCUGCUGGACGCGCUCAAGGCGGGCAGCCCGCUGCUGCGCGCCUCGCUGCUGCAGUGGCUCGCCGAGCACCUGCCCAACGUUCCACCAAAGUCGUUCCAGCGUGAUGAGCUGUCUAUUUGCGUUCCCAUACUGUUCAGUUGCCUGGAGGACCGCGCCGCAGACGUACGCAAAGUAGCCGCCGAUUGCGUGCUGCCUUUCAUGUUGCAUUUAGGAUACGAACCUAUGCAUAAACAGAUGGAUAAAUUAAAGCCUGGGUCCAAGACUGUUGUACAAGCCGCUUUAGACAAGGCUAGACCAAAUCUGCCAGUGCAACCAUUACCAACUAAAGCAAAAAAGGAAGAACAGCGCGGUGUCAAAUCAGCUGGGGCUCUUAAGAAAGAAGAAAAGAAAGGCACUGCUGUUAAGGGCAAGGGUCCUGCUAAACCUGCCUCGGCUACAACUCGUGGCAAAAAGGAUGAUGAAGACAGUUCACCCUUACUACCUAACAAUAAUGCAAAGAACCAACGGAUUAUCGAUGACCAAAAAUUAAAAGUGUUGAAAUGGAAUUUCACAACGCCACGCGAGGAGUUCUUUGAGCUGCUAAAGGAACAAAUGGCGAGUGCUGGUCUCAACAAACAACUUGUCGCUAAUAUGUUUCACAAUGACUUCAGAUACCAUUUAAAAGCAAUAGAAGCUCUAUCUGAAGACUUGCACGAAAAUGGCCAAUCGCUCAGUGCUAAUCUAGACUUGGUACUAAAAUGGUUAACAUUACGGUUCUUCGACACAAACCCAUCCGUUAUUCUCAAGGGGCUGGAGUACUUGUCCAUCGUAUUCCAUUACCUCAUAGAGAGUGAUUACACAAUGCCCGAAUAUGAAGCCAAUUGCUUCAUACCUUAUCUUGUACUAAAGGUGGGGGAUCCAAAAGACACAGUUCGCAACGGCGUGAAAGCAUUGUUCAAACAAAUAUGUGUGGUAUACUCAGUGACCAAGUUGUUUGGAUAUUUGAUGGAAGGUCUCAAGUCAAAAAACGCGAGGCAGAGAGCUGAAUGUCUGGAGUGCAUCGGGCACCUCCUCGAGACAUACGGGUCCACGGUGAUGUGCGGCAGUGGCGGCGGCACGCUCAAGGAGCUGGCGCGACACAUCGGGGACAGGGACAACGCUGUACGCUCCGCCGCUCUCAACUGCGUGGCCUCUGCUUACUUCCUAGAGGGAGAGAAAGUCUACAAGAUGAUUGGACAGAUAUCAGACAAAGACUUGUCGCUAUUGGAAGAGCGUAUCAAACGCGCGAGCAAGAACCGCAAUGCAGAGUCCCGCCGCUCCAUGCUCGUUCCUCUCUCAGCUUCCGGACGUCCCGUCAUGGUUCAACAGCAUGAAGAGCCUGAACCUAGGCGGGUCAUUUCUGUGGACACUAGUCCAGUUGAAUACGAGGAGGAAGAGGAACAGAUCCAACCUCCUCCACCACCCAACCCUGCCCCACCAGAACCGAAAGUCAUAACAGGUCCUUUUGGGCUCGAUCCGGAAUUGAUAGCGCAGCUCGACGCCGCUGUGCCAGUGUUGCGACAACCAGACGUAGAGGAGAUUGACCUUCGAUUUCUUGACGAGCCGAUACCUAACGCGAGCGUCAGACCCAAUAUUUCACACACACAACCUCCGAUCAGAUCCAGCAUGGUGGGCAUGUCUCCCCCUCGGCACGUGUCUCAUGUAGGCCACGUGGGCCACACGGCUCUGGUGAGUGGGCAGGCGCCGCAUUCGUUACCCUCGCACGUAGACGAUUCGCAGCUUGCUGACACCAUACACUCGAUAGCUAGUCCUGACUUAAAUGCGGCGAUCCGCGCGCUGUCGCUGAUCUCGGGCGCGCUGGUGUCGGGGCGCGGCGCGGCGCUGGCGGCGCACGAGGCGCGCCUGCUGGGCGCCGUGGCCGAGCAGCUGCGCCGCCUGCGCCACGCGCCCGCCGCCGACGCGCUGCCCGCCUACAAGUACCUGGCCAGCGCGCUCACCACCUUUUACGAGACAGCUGGUUGUGGUUCUAACGUAGGUGAGCAGGCACUAUGCUCACUAGUGGGCGAACUACUACGAGUGCUGGGGGCGGGCGGAGCUACAGGCUCUGACGGCGAAAGACUUGUGCGGAUACUCAACAAUGUCUGCGUCAGAGUGCUCGAACAUUCACCGAGAACACCUCUGCUUUGUGCCAUAGUAUCCCUGUUACAUGAAUCCAUUGGCGUCUCCGACCCAGCAUGUCCACGCUACCAAGAUCUACUUCUAAAAUGCUUUUGGAAAACACUUAAGAUGAUAUCCUCUUGGGAUGUGAACUCCAUAGAUUACGAUGCGGUGCUCUACAGAAUACACCUUUUCUAUAAGGCUUAUCCUAACAGUUAUUGGAAAAAAAAUCCAGAAAUAAGUGAUACUCCUUAUAGAACAGUGAAAACUUUGGUGCAUACUCUAGUCAAAAUGAAGGGCGGUACAAUCACAAAUCAUCUCACACAAAUACCGGACGUUAACGAAUCAGAUCUUUACCCGUAUCUACUUAAAGUAUUAAAGCAAUUAAAACUAGACGAGAAGAAAGAAAACACAUCAGACAUAUUAAACGGUGGUUCAGUUCUGGCGUCAGUGCCGCCGAACAAUGCGGCGUUAGCGGCGGGCAGGCUGCCGAGGGCUGUGCACGAGGAACUCGCGCUCAUAUUGAAGAGAAUCGGCACAAAAGAGCAUAACAAACAGGCUUUGUCGCAACUUUACGAUCUCAGGGAGCGUCACCCCGAAGUGGACAUCUGGACGUUCAUGCAGGGCUCUUCGUUCUACUUCCGCAACUACGUGGAGCGUGGACUGCGCGAGGUGGCCGACCAGAGAAAACUCUCCUCCAUGCCCAUCUAUAAACACGACUUUAAGGCUGAUAAUAUCGAUAUAACCAACGAAAACGAAGAGAAAACACAUGUUGUAUUCAUGGAAAGGCUUCGAGCUUUGCAGGCCAAAGCAGGAUUAAAAACCGAGUUAUCACCAGCAUCCCAGCCCCGGACACCGGUGGGGGACAAUAGAACAUUUACUGACUCUAUCAAUGAUAACACAUUGUCUCGUGGACACAGCAUUGAUCCUCAACUCGAGUUGCACACGCAAUCAGUAGCACAAAGGAACGAAGCUGAAGUAGACGCUUUACGCCUCAAAUUGCAACAAAUCAAGAGUUCAUCGAAGAGAUAA
Molecule: messenger RNA, 6069 nt
Organism: Arctia plantaginis
Lineage: Eukaryota; Metazoa; Arthropoda; Insecta; Lepidoptera; Erebidae
Source: the annotation of a GenBank genome assembly